Molecule: messenger RNA, 3963 nt
Organism: Eufriesea mexicana
Lineage: Eukaryota; Metazoa; Arthropoda; Insecta; Hymenoptera; Apidae
Product: UNC93-like protein
Exons: 6
Coding region: 731-2419 (562 amino acids)
Biological process (GO): regulation of potassium ion transport; regulation of muscle contraction
Cellular component (GO): plasma membrane; striated muscle dense body
Molecular function (GO): potassium channel regulator activity
Source: RefSeq, a predicted model, not a curated record
GCGAAGGUAGAACGCGCGUGUACCGGGCACUUGGUGUACCGUGUAUCCAGAGAGAGAGAGAGAGAGAGAGAGAGAGACAGAGACAGAGACAGAAAGAAGGAGAAAGAUAAAAGAAAACAACGAGCACGACUCUCGGAGCCUCGAACUCGAGAAGUCUUCGCGAGUCCGGCGAACCGACACACACCGCUCACCGAUUCCAAAGUCCGCCGGUAGGCUCAGUUGUCUCCGAACCCCCGAACUGUUCGGAUGUAGCUACUUUAUAAGCUUAUUUUACGUUUUUUCCACGCUUUCGAAACUCGCUCGUUUCGCCGUUGCUCGCUGCACUUUCGUCUCUCAAUUCACUUUACUUUUCGCGUGCUCGUUUUUCGCGGUCUUGUGCGGUCGUCGUGGUGGCAUGGUAGGGGCUCGAUCUUGAAGAAGAAAAAAAGAAAAAACGAAAAAAUAGAACAAAAAGGAAAAAUUCGACGAACAUUCCACGAAGGAAACACAACUGAGAGAAGUGUAUUCUUGCUCCGUGGUCGAGGAAUAUUCGUUUUUGAAAAUCGUUUUUUGGUUUUUCGACGGUCCGGACACGUUCGAUCGCGUGCAGCCGAUUAGAGAAGCGAGAAAAGGAAGAAGAGCACUGGAGCGGCGAAGAAAUCGGAAGAAACUCGAGGAGAACAAGGAAGAAAAUCUCGUCGUUUGGGCGAACGAACGAUCGAACACUGUUAACACGUAGCAAGCACGUAGGAUGGUAGCCUCACAACACGACGGUACCAGAAGUGUCGGUGGCGGUGGUGGCGGAGAUGGUGGAGGCGGCGGUGGCGAGGAGACGGUGUACACGGUGACCGUGAGUGGUGUCGGUUACAGGAACGAGGGCUACAAGGACGAUGGUACCGACGGUAUACCUCCUGAGCCGCAGAAACCACCGCAAUUAUCGUCCACGGACGACGACACCCAGUCCAGAAAGUUCAAGCUCUCCCGCGGCGAGAAAUGGCGGAUCUUAAAGAACAUUAGCACCGUAUCCGUGGCGUUUAUGGUGCAGUUCACCGCGUUUCAAGGCACAGCGAACCUGCAGUCGUCGAUAAACGCCAGUGACGGUUUAGGCACCGUGUCCUUAUCAGCGAUUUACGCGGCGUUGGUGCUCUCAUGCAUCUUCGUGCCCACCUUCGUUAUCAAAAGGCUCACCGUGAAAUGGACAUUAUGUGUGUCGAUGCUGUGUUAUGCACCGUACAUCGGCUCGCAGUUCUAUCCGAAAUUUUACACCCUGGUGCCUGCUGGCGUGCUGCUUGGAUUGGGUGCCGCACCCAUGUGGGCGGCUAAGGCCACCUAUCUCACACAGGUCGGUGGCGUCUACGCGAAGCUCACCGAUCAGCCGGUAGACGCCAUCGUUGUCAGGUUCUUCGGCUUCUUCUUCCUUGCCUGGCAAACUGCUGAACUGUGGGGAAACCUCAUCUCUUCGCUGGUGCUCAGCGGGGGAGAGUUCGGCAGCGACCACGGGAACGGGAACAACACGAAUUGGAACAAAAUCAAGCUCUGCGGGGCCGACUUCUGCGUCCUUGGUAACGGAGGCCACGAGACCCUGGAGCGUCCUCCGGAGUCGGAGAUCUACGAAAUUUCUGCGAUCUAUCUAACUUGUGUAAUCGUCGCCGUGAUCAUCGUCGCUUUGUUCGUCGAUCCUCUCUCGAGGUACGGUGAGAAGCAACGAAGAGCCGACAGUCAAGAGCUCAGUGGUAUACAAUUGCUCUCGGCAACUGCUUAUCAACUGAAGAAACCCUAUCAACAGCUCCUCAUACCGAUCACAAUAUGGAUCGGCAUGGAGCAGGCGUUCAUCGGAGCAGACUUUACACAAGCCUACAUCUCAUGUGCGUUGGGCGUACACCGAGUGGGCUAUGUGAUGAUCUGCUUCGGAGUGGUGAACGCUCUCUGCUCCCUGGUCUUUGGAUCUCUAAUGAAAUUCGUCGGCAGACAGCCGCUCAUGGUGCUGGGCGCCAUCGUCCAUGUUAGUCUUAUCGUCGUACUACUCCACUGGAAACCGCACCCCGCUAAUCCGUACGUUUUUUACACCGUUUCCGGACUCUGGGGUGUCGGCGAUGCGGUAUGGCAGACGCAAGUGAACGGUUUAUACGGCACCCUGUUCAGGCGCAACAAGGAAGCCGCGUUCUCGAACUACAGACUAUGGGAGAGUGCCGGUUUCGUGAUAGCAUACGCGUACAGCACCCACCUGUGUGCCCGUAUGAAGCUGUACGUGAUGCUGACAGUGUUGCUUAUCGGCACCAUCGGGUACAUCAUAGUGGAACUACUGCACAGGCGUAAGCAGAAAAGGCUGAAGGCUAUCGCGGAGGACCCGAAGGCGGCCCAGGCGGAGGCGAACCAAGUGGAAGAGACCGACGAUGAAAAGGACGACAUCGACGACGAUAUCAUUAUCACGCACCUCUGAACAGCAUCCACUCGCGCACCGACGAGGAAUCUCAUCAGUGUCUCGGCUUGAUCGACUCUUCUCUUUUAUUCUUCCUUAUUGCUUCUUUUCCUGUAAUAACGAACGCAGUCGCUUUCUAUAUGGCAGCGUAGACCCGCGGCAUGUAAAACCGUCCACGAGCGAUCCAAAGCUGCCUGGAAAUGUGUACAACGACUGUUGCUCGUUUAUAUGAAGCAUAAGGAUGAUACGUCGUUUUUCUUCUCUUCCUUUUCUUCCAAGACCGGAAAUUGACACGAUCCCCGGUACCGAGCCGGUCAGUUUUCGUGUCGCCCAUGCGAACGACGAUAUCGUUAAGUCUCGCGUCGAUGCGCCAUUUUGAAAUGUCGCCGUAAGAAUUAAGACGCGUAAAGUGUACUCUAGUAGCAAGAUUUUUCUUCUCUGUUUUAUGCUUCUUCAUUUGGAUCGUUUGGGUCCUGUAAAUUUUACGUUUGACACGCUACGUUCGGUCCUUUUACUUCUUGUUCCACUGUUCUCGGUAUACCGGCGUUUUUCUUCCAUGUUUGUUUUGUAUCGCAAAGAAAGGAGGGAAAGAAAAGAAAGGAAAAGAAAAAUAAAUCGCACGCGACAAAGCUCGCGACUCGUGCGCCGCGUUUCUGCUGGGAACGGGCGCGAGGAAAAGGUGAAAGAAUAAAAGAAAGAUACCGACUCAUACAAAAUUAAUGAGGGAUAAGGAAAUGCACGAGGGGUAUCCCCGACGAUCAGUCUCGCUUCGUGCACGUGUUGUUAUAUCGCUUGCAGAGAUUCAACACGGCGAUUCCAUUGUCAACUGAAAACGAAUUGCUUGCCUUCACGGUGCUAGAAGCGCGUUCCGAUGCCAUACUCGUCCUUAUGCGUUCACGUAGUCUCUUCGAUCUUCGCUUAAAUGUAAGUUUAACGAUCCGGAAAAUGGAAGAAGGAAAAAAGAGGAUGAUAAUAAUAAGAAUAGGCAAAUGAAAAUCAUUGAGAUCUGCUUCGAAUAUCCGAUGCGAAUAGACUAUUAGAUGAGUCAACGAGUUUGAUUUCUUCAAGUAGUACAAAGGGAAAAUGAUUAGGAAAUGUAAACUGCGUUUAACAAGCACACAUUGUCACAUAGAUAAAUAUCGAACACGCUAAAGAGAACAUUCGUUAAACGAAUUCGAAACGAUUCGAGUAUCUGUUGUAAUCGUACGUAUCCGUGUAUAAGAUGUAAGACAUCCCAUUGCCACUAUGUGGAAGCGCUUCGUAGCAACUUGCCAUUAAGUUUUAUCGGAAUUGUGUCCCAGUUUUGUGAUAAAGAUCGUAAGUUCCCAAACGGACGGUUCGAUCGUAAAUCCGCUUAUCUUGUAUAUAUAUUAUGGAUAGCAAUUGUAUAUGCGGUGAAAUGGAUAUUCCAUUCGAAUGCGUUGCUCUGGCUCAGCGAAGCCACGACUCCUGAAACUGUAACGGGCCGACAGCGUGUCUUUAUUGUUUCCUUUAUUUUGUCAUGACUACAGAUGCACUUAGAUCAAAGAUACCACUGGAUCGAGCCUGUGAUACGUUUAAAUAUC